UGGAUUGUUUCUCACAAAAAGUUCUCUCCUUUCUUCAAAUGUUCACUACACCUUAUCUCCUACCUCCACUUUCCUUCCAUGGCUUCCCCUGCCGCGCCUUCUCCUCCUUCCCUCUCCUUAAACCAAACUUCUCACUUCCAACACCGAACUUCCCUAAUCACCUGCCUUAAACCUCCUCCUCCUCCUCCUUCCUCCCUCUUCCGCCAAAAACGCCUAUUACUCCCAAUCUCAGCAUCUUCCUCCUCUUCCACCUCUCUCUCAAUCACCGACAAACCCUCCCUCCAUUUCAACGGCAACCUCAUCGAGAGCUUCGAGAAUCACUCCCCAACCAUCAAAGCCUCCACCUUGAUUGAGAAUCCCAUCGAAAGGAACGAACUUUCUGCAAGGAGGAGGCUCUUCACGCAAGACCCACCAUGGAUCUCCGCCCUCUUCCUCAAGGGUCUGACCAGAACCCUCGACCAGACUCUGAAACUCGAGAGGCAAGACAUGGGGAAGAGAAAGUUCGAUGCUUUGAGGAGACGGCAGGUGAAGGAAGAGACGGAGGCGUGGGAGAAGACGGUUGAGGAGUACAGAGACUUGGAGAAGGAGAUGUGCGAGAAGAGUCUCGCCCCCAACUUGCCUUACGUGAAACACAUGUUCUUGGGUUGGUUCCAGCCGCUGAAAGACGUGAUUGAGAGGGAGCAGAGGCUGCAGAAGAACAAGAGCAAGAAGGUUAGAGCGGCUUAUGCUCCCCACAUUGAGCUCUUGCCUGCUGAUAAAAUGGCGGUUAUUGUGAUGCAUAAGAUGAUGGGUUUGGUUAUGUCGGGACAUGAGGAUGGGUGUAUCCAAGUUGUUCAAGCUGCUGUUAGUAUCGGCAUAGCUAUAGAGCAUGAGGUGAGGAUUCAUAACUUCUUGAAGAGAACUCGGAAGAGGGACACAGGGGACUCACAAGAGGAAGUGAAGGAUAAGCAAUUGCUUAGGAAACGUGUUAAUAGUUUGAUUCGUAGGAAGAGGAUUAUUGAUGCAUUAAAAGUGGUGAAAAGUGAAGGUAUCAAACCUUGGGGGCGAGCUACACAAGCUAAGCUUGGAAGCCGUCUGCUAGAACUAUUAAUCGAAACAGCUUAUGUGCAACCUCCUCUGACCCAGUCAGGGGACUCUAUACCCGAGGUUCGACCUGCAUUCAGACACAAGUUUAAAACUGUGACCAAAUAUCCAGGGUCUAAGUUGGUGAGGAGGUACGGAGUUAUUGAAUGUGACUCACUCCUGCUUGCUGGCCUGGAUAAAUCUGCUAAGCAUAUGUUAAUUCCCUAUGUUCCCAUGUUAGUACCACCAAAGAGAUGGAAAGGAUAUGAUAAGGGUGGUUACUUGUUUUUGCCUUCGUAUCUCAUGCGUACUCACGGAUCCAAGAAACAGCAAGAUGCACUUAAAGAUAUUAGUUCCAAGACUGCUCAUAGAGUUUUUGAGGCAUUGGAUACACUUGGGAACACCAAGUGGAGGGUCAAUAGGAAAAUACUUGCUGUGGUGGAAAGGCUAUGGGCUGAUGGAGGCAACAUUGCAGGCUUAGUUAAUCGAGAAGACGUUCCCAUACCAGAUAAACCUUUAUCUGAGGAUCCAGAAGAACUCCAGUCAUGGAAAUGGAGUGUUAGAAAGGCCAAGAAGAUUAACAGAGAGAGGCAUUCUCUAAGAUGUGAUGUUGAGCUCAAGCUUUCUGUGGCUAGAAAAAUGAAAGACGAGGAAGGAUUCUACUACCCUCACAAUCUCGACUUCAGGGGCCGUGCAUACCCAAUGCACCCUCAUCUGAAUCAUCUGAGUUCUGAUCUUUGCCGUGGAACCCUGGAGUUUGCUGAAGGACGUCCACUUGGAAAGUCAGGCUUGUAUUGGCUCAAAAUACAUUUAGCGAACCUCUACGCAGGUGGUGUUGAAAAGCUUUCACACGAUGGGCGUCUUGCUUUUGUGGAAAACCAUUUGGAUGAUAUAAUAGAUUCAGCUGAAAAUGCUAUUCAUGGGAAAAGAUGGUGGUUGAAGGCUGAGGAUCCUUUUCAGUGUUUGGCUGCUUCUGUCAUUCUGGCACAAGCCUUGAAAAGCCCUUCACCUUAUUCUGUAAUCUCCAACUUGCCUAUUCAUCAGGAUGGGUCUUGCAAUGGUCUACAGCAUUAUGCAGCUUUGGGAAGAGAUAGUUUUGAAGCAGCAGCUGUUAAUCUAGUUGCUGGUGAAAAACCAGCUGAUGUCUAUUCUGAAAUUUCAUUGAGGGUCCAUGAAAUAAUGAAGAAAGACAGCAGUAAGGAUCCUGAGUCAAACCCAACCGCAGCAUUAGCAAAGAUCCUUAUCAAUCAAGUGGACAGGAAGCUGGUAAAGCAGACGGUAAUGACGUCAGUAUAUGGUGUUACCUACGUUGGAGCACGUGAACAGAUAAAAAAAAGAUUAGAAGAGAAAGGUGUUAUCACUGACGAGAGAAUGCUAUUUGCUGCUGCUUGCUAUUCUGCUAAAGUGACACUAGCAGCCCUUGGAGAGAUAUUUGAAGCGGCACGUGCCAUUAUGAGUUGGCUUGGUGAUUGUGCUAAGAUAAUAGCUUCUGAUAAUCAUCCAGUGCGAUGGACCACGCCUCUUGGACUUCCUGUUGUGCAACCCUAUUGCAGAAGUGAAAGACAUCUGAUAAGAACAUCUCUUCAAGUUUUAGCUCUGCAGCGAGAGGGUAACACGGUGGAUGUUAGGAAACAAAGAACUGCGUUUCCUCCAAACUUUGUGCACUCGCUGGACGGCACUCACAUGAUGAUGACUGCUGUUGCAUGUCGAGAGGCUGGCCUAAACUUCGCAGGUGUGCAUGACUCCUACUGGACGCAUGCAUGUGACGUUGACACAAUGAACAGAAUACUUAGAGAAAAAUUCGUUGAGCUUUACAGCACACCGAUCCUUGAAGACUUACUCCAAAGUUUCCAAGAGUCAUACCCGAAUCUCGUGUUUCCUCCAGUGCCACAGAGAGGUGACUUUGAUUUAAAGGAAGUGCUCAAAUCACACUACUUUUUCAACUGAGUCCUGCACGUCGCACCACUGGGGAAGAAAGGAGCAAGUUUUGGCUUUUGGUGGCCUGUAAAUAAACAUCCACCACCUCAGAGGACAUGGGAAUGAAACCAGAAUCUGCACGAAAGACUGCUACCGCAAGCACAUUUAAGAUUCUAACACAACUUCUUGAAGAAGUUUCUAGCUCAACAGGUAGGUCCUAGGCAGUGUUAAAUAAUCAAUGCAAAGUUAUUGCUUCAAGUUUUUCUUUUUUGGAAUGAGAGUAGGUUUAGUUAUGUUGUACCGUUGUACAGGAGAGAGACUUCAUAUAGAAACAAGAACUCAAACAUCAGAAGGGGACUAGUGUUGUAGGAACCUCUCUGUGAUUUUGUAGCCUACUCUUUUUUUGUCAAAAGAUUGAGACAUCUUUGGGACUCAAAAGCUAAUUAAUCAGUUAUGUUGUUGAGAUUA
This is a messenger RNA of Raphanus sativus (radish), 3447 nucleotides long. RefSeq names its product DNA-directed RNA polymerase 3, chloroplastic. The transcript has 19 exons. Bases 79 to 3009 code for a protein of 976 amino acids. Gene Ontology annotation, biological process: mitochondrial transcription. Gene Ontology annotation, molecular function: DNA binding; DNA-directed RNA polymerase activity. The record is from RefSeq and is a predicted model, not a curated record. NCBI's taxonomy places the organism in Eukaryota, Viridiplantae, Streptophyta, Magnoliopsida, Brassicales, Brassicaceae. Gene Ontology annotation, cellular component: mitochondrial DNA-directed RNA polymerase complex.